AUGUCAGUUCGCUUCCGUUCGUCAUAGUGAAAACACGAGAGUGGAUUGUCAAAAGCAUCAAGGUGUCCCAACGACUCGAUUAACGUUAAGUAUCGAGUGGCGAGAUUCACCAACUCUUCAUAAAAAGAUAGUAAAGAAUAUUGCAUCAUCUAACUCAGGAUCCGCUGAAAUUAAAUUACUGCUGAUUCGCAGACCGGCCGAACAUCAUAACGACAUGAGCGAACGCUACGAAUUCCGGACGAAAUGCAUUGCAUUUGAUAACGCAGAUAGCAGUCACGCAGAAACGAGGCAGAAGGACAUCAACGGAAAUUUUAGAAACUACGACGUCGGGGUGGCAGGUCCAUCGCAACAAUGUGGUUGUCUCGUGGAUCAAGGAAUAAGGACAAUGCCCAUCGUGACUGCUCACGAUCAGGCGAUAGACCUCUCGUACAAAACUCAAGCCUCCACUUCUUUACUAGGGAAGGAGGGCGAUUUACUUGAGAAGACCGAUGACAAGUUUAAAAAUACGUUCCUUUACAAGAUCAUGGUAGACCCAACGUUCGUGGACAAGAUUCGCAGCAACAAGCAGAUCCGGAAAUUUACGUGCCCCUUCUGCAAGCAGAACUUCUCACUGGAGACCGAUUUGUCCCAACACAUGGAUGUUCGUAGGGACGAAUCCAAUCUGGUCUCUUGCUGCGCUUGUGGAAAGAACUUCUCUCAGAAAAGGUAUCUCCGGUACCAUCAGAGAUGCCACUCUGAGAGGAACAAAUUCACCUGCGAGAUUUGCACCAAGGAGUAUUCUAGACUGGACAAUCUGACGCGACACAACAAUUUCCACACGAAUCCGAACAAGUUCUCGUGCAACGCCUGCGAGCGCACCUUCGCUCGCAAGGAUCUCUUGAACAAGCAUCAGAAGAUCCACGAGAACAAACUUCGUUACUACUGUCAAAUUUGUCAAAAGUACUUUAAAGGUCCUAUAUCUUUGAUGAACCACAAUAAGCUGCUUCACUCAACAAUGUGAAUUUUACCCUAAUCCAAAAACAACUACACAUCAAAGUGGGUGUGUAAUAUUCCUGAAUAUUUUCACGUAUUUUUCUUUUUUUUUUUAAUUUCUUAGUAUAUAACAGAAACAAUAAGCAGAACUCAUAAAACAUUCAGCGACAUUACGGCUUACUUUUGGUUGUUUUAUGAUACAUUUUCAUAUAAGACCAUUUUCAGUUCCUUCGUAAAGCAUUAUGCUGCUACAUGAAACUUCAAACUAUAUUUAUGAAAUAUACUAUUUGAGCA
Messenger RNA from Orussus abietinus, 1266 nucleotides. RefSeq names its product gastrula zinc finger protein XlCGF7.1. Gene Ontology annotation, molecular function: RNA polymerase II transcription regulatory region sequence-specific DNA binding; DNA-binding transcription factor activity, RNA polymerase II-specific. The transcript has 3 exons. Bases 215 to 1000 code for a protein of 261 amino acids. NCBI's taxonomy places the organism in Eukaryota, Metazoa, Arthropoda, Insecta, Hymenoptera, Orussidae. The record is from RefSeq and is a predicted model, not a curated record. Gene Ontology annotation, biological process: regulation of transcription by RNA polymerase II. Gene Ontology annotation, cellular component: nucleus.